Drosophila novamexicana is the source of this 2540-nucleotide messenger RNA. RefSeq names its product dihydrolipoyllysine-residue succinyltransferase component of 2-oxoglutarate dehydrogenase complex, mitochondrial-like. Bases 20 to 2299 code for a protein of 759 amino acids. Gene Ontology annotation, biological process: tricarboxylic acid cycle. The transcript is spliced from 9 exons. Lineage: Eukaryota; Metazoa; Arthropoda; Insecta; Diptera; Drosophilidae. Gene Ontology annotation, cellular component: oxoglutarate dehydrogenase complex. Gene Ontology annotation, molecular function: dihydrolipoyllysine-residue succinyltransferase activity. The record is from RefSeq and is a predicted model, not a curated record.
UCACAGCAACAGCUCCACCAUGAAAGUUUUGGUUCUAUUGGCUGCUCUGGCAGGCAUUGCCGCCGCUGUUGACUACUGUGCUCUGCCCACAUGCCUGGACAAGCACAUUGCCUGCAAUAAUAAGGGAAAUUUUAGCGAACUUUGCCCCAAGGAUGUGCGUCCCGUGAAGAUCGAUGCCCAUCAGAAAUUGAUUCUUUCGCUGUUCAAUGAGCUGCGCAACAAAGUCGCCGGCGGCGGUAUCGAGAAUCUGCCCAAGGCGGCACGUAUGGCAAAGAUGUCCUGGUGCGAGGAGCUCACCCAUUUGGCGCUGUUCAAUGUGAAGACCUGCCAGUCGCUAAAGGACAAGUGCCGUAGUACCGAACGCUUUGCCUACGCCGGCCAAAACAAUGCCAUUUUCAGCUACAGCGGUGCCGAAUCGGAGUACACCGAUGCUGAGAUCAUUAAGGAGCAAAUUGAGAAUUGGUUUGCCGAACGCUCCAAUGCAUCUCCUGAAAUUCUGGGCAGUUUCCCCGAGGAGCUGCCCAACAAGGGCGUUGCCAAAUUCACCAUCGCCGUCGCUGAGAAGAACACCCAUGUGGGCUGUGCCGCGGUGCGCUUCUCCCGCGACUAUUACAACCACUUCGUCCUGACCUGCAACUUUGCCACAACAAAUGUGAUCGGCCAGCCUGUGUAUACACCCGGCGAACGUGCCACCUCCGGUUGCAAGAAUCGCUACGGCGCCGCCUUUGACUACCCUAAUCUGUGCUAUGCCAAGGAAAUCUACGACAAUGAGAAAAUUGUCCCCGACAUCAGGGUGUUCCAAAGUGCUCACACACAACAAGCGCAGCAGCGAAUACGAGACGACACCACAGCAAUGACGGGCAUCAUAUCUAUAUUAACAAGGCAAUUGCCGCGCAAUGUGCAAACUAUUAGCCUAAAGGCUAUGCGGAAUCAUGAACUUCAGCUGAGUGCCCGUCAGUAUUCCCAGCUAGCUGUUGUUGCGGCAGUUCAGCAGCAGCAACAACUGUUGCGCCGAGAGUCGAUUCCUACUCUGCGCUGCCAAGAUGCGAUGCGGGCCUUGGGCUGGCAGAGCUUUCACACCACCACCAGCAUGUGGUCGGAGCAGGUGGUGAAGGUACCGCCGUUCGCUGAUUCCAUCACCGAAGGUGACAUUAAAUUUUCCUGCAAAGUGGGCGACUCUUUUGGAGCCGAUGAGGCUGUCAUGGAGAUUGAAACCGAUAAGACGACCAUGCCAGUACCGGCGCCCUUUGCGGGCAGUGUGACGGAAAUUCUAGUCAAGGAUGGUGACACGGUUAAGCCUGGCCAAGAGCUUUUCAAAAUGAAGCCUGGUGCAGCACCAGCUAAGGCAGCUGGUGCUCCUGCCCCAGCUGCAGCGAAGGCUGCACCAGCUCCAGCAGCAGCAGCACCACCUAAGCCAGCUGCAGCACCCGCUGCGGCACCAGCUGCACCGAAAUCAGCACCACCUCCGCCACCACCACCAGCUGCACGCCCGCCACCGGCAGCCCCUCGUGCUGCUGCACCGCCGCUAGCUGCUGUGAAGCCCGCCGUGGCCCAGGUGAAAGUGCCUCCCGCUGAUGGUUCGCGUCAAAUUUUAGGCACACGCUCCGAGCAGCGCGUUAAGAUGAACCGUAUGCGGCAAAAGAUUGCGGCUCGCUUGAAGGAUGCACAGAACACGUGUGCCAUGUUGACCACCUUCAAUGAGAUCGACAUGAGUUACGCGAUGGACUUCCGCAAGGCGAACCUGGAUGCAUUCACCAAGAAGUACGGAAUCAAACUUGGAUUUAUGUCCAUAUUCUCGAAAGCCAGCGCCUAUGCGCUGCAGGACCAACCCGUAGUCAACGCUGUCAUCGAUGGACAGGACAUUGUGUAUCGCGACUAUGUGGAUAUCUCAGUGGCUGUGGCCACACCCCGUGGCCUGGUUGUGCCUGUGAUCCGGAAUGUGGAGAGUAUGAACUAUGCGGACAUUGAAAUAGCUUUAGCCGGGCUAGCCGACAAGGCGAAACGCGAUGCCAUCACUGUGGAGGACAUGGACGGUGGCACUUUCACCAUCAGCAACGGUGGCGUCUUUGGAUCACUAAUGGGCACGCCUAUUAUAAAUCCGCCUCAGAGUGCUAUACUCGGAAUGCAUGGUAUCUUUGAGCGCCCCAUUGCCGUCAAGGGCGAGGUCAAGAUAAGGCCCAUGAUGUAUGUGGCCCUCACCUACGAUCACCGAAUCAUCGAUGGACGUGAGGCGGUUCUGUUCCUGCGUAAGGUGAAGGCUGCUGUCGAGAAUCCAGCCAUCAUUGUUGCCGGUCUGUAAGGACAGUUGAAGUCUGUUAGCGCUGCGUCCACGUUGUUCUAAUGAUAUUAUCGAAUCGGAUAUUUAAAACUGAAGCACAGCCAAAUUCAUUGUAUAAAGCGGAACUUUUCGUUUAUGUAUUUAUUAUAAAAUUACGAGUGUGUCACAAAUCGACUUAAAUUUUGGGUUUAACUAGCGCAAAGUACAUACAAACACAAGAAAUAAUAAAAUUUAAUAACGACGUGGAACUGUUUUCAAAACA